Messenger RNA from Ceratosolen solmsi marchali, 513 nucleotides. It is a transcript of the gene Pfdn6, whose product is annotated as prefoldin 6. The record is from RefSeq and is a predicted model, not a curated record. Gene Ontology annotation, molecular function: protein-folding chaperone binding. The transcript has 4 exons. Gene Ontology annotation, cellular component: prefoldin complex; cytoplasm. NCBI's taxonomy places the organism in Eukaryota, Metazoa, Arthropoda, Insecta, Hymenoptera, Agaonidae. Bases 97 to 477 code for a protein of 126 amino acids. Gene Ontology annotation, biological process: chaperone-mediated protein complex assembly; protein folding.
AUAAUCAUUUGCUUUUAUUGCACAUGCCUGAAAUUCUUGUUUUUAUUUAUCUUAUAAAUAUAGAAUUUAGCAGAUUAUACAUAAAAUUAAAUAAAAAUGAUUGAAGAGGUUAGAAAAAAACUUGAAACUGAACUUGAUAAGUUUAAGCAAGUUCAAAAAGAUUACCACAAAGCUGUAGCACGAAGACAGAUAUUAGGUAGCCAGUUAAAUGAAAAUAAUGUAGUUAAAGAAGAAUUAGAUCUUCUAAACCCUGGAAACGAAAUAUAUAAAUUAAUUGGGCCAAUAUUAAUAAAGCAAGAAUUAAUUGAAGCAAAAGAAAAUGUUAAUAAGCGUGUGGAAUUUAUAUUGAGUGAAAUAAAACGUACCGAAGAUUUAAUAACAUCAUUAGAUAAAAAACAAGAAACUCAUAAAGAAAAUUUAGUGAAAUUUCAACAAUCUUUUGAACAAGCUCAAAGUAAAAGUAUGAAAAGUAAUUAAAUUCAAAUAAUUAAAAAAAUGAAAUUUUUGAUUUCA